Messenger RNA from Neohortaea acidophila, 3204 nucleotides. RefSeq names its product ubiquitin elongating factor core-domain-containing protein. Gene Ontology annotation, molecular function: ubiquitin-ubiquitin ligase activity. NCBI's taxonomy places the organism in Eukaryota, Fungi, Ascomycota, Dothideomycetes, Mycosphaerellales, Teratosphaeriaceae. Gene Ontology annotation, biological process: protein polyubiquitination. The coding region runs from base 1 to 3204 and encodes 1067 amino acids. Gene Ontology annotation, cellular component: nucleus; ubiquitin ligase complex; cytoplasm. The record is from RefSeq and is a predicted model, not a curated record. The transcript is spliced from 4 exons.
AUGGCCGACUCUAACAUGUCGGAUGCCGACAAGAUCCGUGCAAAACGUCUGGCAAAACUGGGAGGAAAUCAAAGUAGUAAUGCUGCCGAUUCAGCACCUGCGGCGAAUGGCGCUGUCUCCUCCACCCCCUCUGACCCCUCCGCCACCGCCCCAGUCCCCACCAAGCCCGCAACAUCCGUACCAACAUCCGAGAACCCUUUCUCCAAGCUAGGUGCUAAGGCCGAAGACACCACAUCACAAUCGAAAGUGCAGCCCAGACCAGCUUCGCCGGCGAAGCGAGAAAGAGACGGCUCAGAGCGCGCAAGGUCUCGUACGCACGAGAAGGCGCCGGAGAGUCUGGAAAUCUGGCAGGAUAGGAGCCUGAGGCAAAUCUUCCGAGUCACAUUGAAGCCCGAAGAGACGAGAGACUUCCAUGGCAACCACCUUAUCUUCCUCGCUAGUACAAGGGAGGAUGUGACCGAAAGUGGAUCCCCGCAGCUAAACAUGGACGUUCUUGAAGGCGCAAUCACAGAGGCAGCGAGCAGCACCAAGGGCAAGCCAUUUGAGUAUCUUCUACAAUGCUUCAAGAGAGCGUCCCGGGCAGUUCGACAAACGAAAUACAGCGGACCAGAUGACUCGAAGCACGCCGUAUUACUCGAGACGCGCCGGCUAUGCAUGAGCUACUGCAUCUUCUCUGUCACCAUGCCCGAGAUGUUUGGGGAAGAAAUGGCCCCGUCAACGUCAAACAAGCUGGCUGAGCAUUUGCUUGCGGAUCCGGAGAACGACCUGGGGAUCUGCACUGAUUUCCUGACCGAGGCGAGCAGCCGCUUCGAGGAAGACGAGAGUAUCAAAGAGGCAAUUGUGGCAGCUGCCGAAGACCUGAGUCGUCAACUAUCUGCGAAGAGCAUGCUUGAAGACUACCAAAGUUACAUGCGCGCCCUACGGAACCUGACCCGCUUCCCGAAGAUCGUAGAAGCUCUCACGCAGUCGUCGACGUGGCUGCCUCAGGACGUAGAGCCGCAAGAUGUCGAGACCAAGACCUUCCUCGGCCCCUUCUUCCGGCUUUCGCCUAUGCAUCUUGAGGUCGCGAGCAACUAUUUCUCCGCUCCAAAGACAAGAGACCGGGGUUUCAUCGCACAAGCUCAGAGUGCUGUGCGUACGGUGCUCAGGACACACCAGGACGAGCUGUUCCGCGUCGCAAACGAUGUGGUACGAUCUGGCUCGGCGCAGCGCGAGGCGAUCCUCAACUGGUUUGCUCUGUGUGUCAACAAGAACCACAAGAAACGGGCAAUGCGUGUGGUUUACAAGACUGUGUCUAGCGACGGCUUCAUGGUCAAUGUCACCAGCAUUCUGGACCAGCUGUGUGAACCGUUCAUGGAUGCGCAAUUCGGAAAGAUUGAUCGGAUCGAUGUUGAUUACCUCCGCCGAGACCCGCGAGUCGACAUUUCGGAUGAGACGAAGAUCAACGCAGACCAGAAGACUGCGGACGACUUCUAUUCCAACAAGGCGGACGGCACAAGCAACUUCAUUUCCGAAGUGUUCUUCCUAACGGUCGCAGCGCAUCACUACGGUACCGAAGCGGCACAGACAAGGAUGGGCAUGAUGAAGAAGUCGAUUCAGCGGACGGAGAAAGACCUCGAACAAUUUGAGGCGGAGAGGCAUAAAUAUGUCAACGACCCUCGCUACAUGCAACGCUUCGAAGCGCACGUGGCGCGGUUCAAGAAGCACAUUGAUGAUCAGUGGAGCAUCUAUCACGCCACUUGGGGCGUCCUAAUAGAUGAUCUUACGCAAGCUCGUAGCAUGCAGUUCAUGCGCUACGUGAUCGUCUGGUUGUUGCGCCUGGCCUCUCGACAACAAUUGCCAAAGGAGCGUCUGAACCUUCCACUUUCGGAAGAGCAGCCGAAUGUGUUCAGUUGCUUGCCAGAGUACUUCCUCGAGGGCCUCACCGACAAUUUCAAAUUCAUCACGGGCAACAUGAACAUUCUGACACCCCAGCAAUGCGAGGAAAUCGUUCAGAUUUGCGUGACGUUCUUGCGCAACGGCGAGUAUGUCAAGAAUCCCGGAAUCAAGUCCGGGCUGGUCACCAUCCUUUACUAUGGCUCGCGGCCCAUCACCAGGCCGAAUGGAGUGUUGGGAGAUCUCUUGAUGGGAUCGGAUUUUGCGAACAAACAUCUUCUCCACGCUCUGAUGAAGUUCUACAUCGAAGCGGAGUCGACGGGCAGCCACACCCAAUUCUUUGACAAGUUCAACAUUCGAUACGAAAUCUUCAAGGUUGUUCAGACCAUCUGGCCAAACACCUUGUACCGCGAAACGCUUGCCAAAGAAGCGAAGAUCAACCGCGACUUCUUUGUACAGUUCGUCAACAUGCUUGUCAACGAUGUGACUUUCGUGCUCGACGAGAGUCUCUCUUCGUUUGCUAGAAUCCGUGAAUUGGAGACAGAACUGGCAAAUGAGGCAUUGAUGCAGAGCUUAAGUGAAGAACAAAGGAAAGAGAAACAAGACCUGCUGGAGGACAAUCAAGGCAAGGCCAAAAGCUACAUGGGCCUCACCAACGAGACCAUCCAGAUGCUCAUCCUCUUCUCCGAGUCGCUGGCGGAAGCCUUCACUAUGCCGGAAAUCGUGACGAGGCUGGCGGACAUGCUGGAUUACAAUCUUGGCAUCAUGGUCGGUCCGAAGCAAGUCAACCUCAAGGUCGGCAACCCGAAGGAGUACGAUUUCCGGCCGAAAGAACUAUUGAGUAACAUUGCGACGGUCUACCUAAAUCUCGCUGAACAGCAGACUUUCCUUCAGGCCAUUGCAAGGGACGGCAGAAGCUACAAACCAGCGAAUUUCGAGCAGGCAAAGUAUUUCAUGCAGCGCGAAGUACUCAAAUCCCCGCAAGACCUCGAGCUGUGGGACGUGAUGGUGGCGAACAUCGCCGCGGCCAAGGCAGCUGACGACGAGGAAGAAGAGGACCUUGGCGAUCCACCAGACGAAUUCCUAGACCCGCUGAUGGCGGAUCUGAUGAAGGACCCCGUCAUCCUGCCCUCUUCAAAAGCGGUCAUGGACCGAAGCACAAUCCGAAGUCACUUGUUGAGCGAUCCCACGGAUCCGUUCAACCGGGCGCCUUUGAAGAUCGACCAGGUCAUUCCCGACGUCGAGAUGAAGGCCAAAAUUGAAGCGUGGAAGGCGGAGCGCAAGGCAGCGAAGCUGGCGGAGAGGGAGGCGAAGAUGGACACGGCGUAG